ACACCAGCCAGGAGGGAAGGAGUGCAGAAGGUUAUAAAAAUCAGGGACAGAGUGGUGCAUUUUCAUUUUUAGUCUAGAGGAAAAUUGGUGAUCUUUUUUUAAUUGCUGUGUGAUCCUGGACAUCAGAGUUGAGAUGGGCAACGAGAACAGCAGUGCAGAGAACGAGAACACUCCACAAGACUCAGAAUUAGGCCAACCUCCUGGUAAUGGCCACAAUUUAAAAAGGAGCCCUCAGAAAAAGAGCACAGCAAAGUCUGGAGGUCAGGACACCUCAGAUCCUCUUGCUGCUGCUGUGCCACUGGCUGAGAGCUUCUCCCCCUCGACUGCAGGACCUGCAAGCAUCGGUAAUGAAGGCAUCAGUAGCCACAGUGCUGAAGAGCAACCCAGCCCAAAUUGCAGCCCGGGGUGUCCAGAGGGGACGGGACAGAACGCUGCCUUGCAAGAGCAAGGACAGACAGACUCUGAUUCCUUAAAGCGCUCUGCUGAAGCAAGGGAGAGAAUCCUGCCUGUCCCAGGCUGUCCCAAAGAACCUGCCACAGGCAGCAGUGACAAAUCACUCACCUCAGCCUGCGACAGAGCACAGCCAUCACCUGGUCCAGGGGAUGACAAAGAAGAGGGAUCAGCACACGCUGGAUCUGCGGACAAUUCUGCUGCCUCCUGUACCAAAAGCAGCGAGAAUGAGCCCAGAAUGCCACGCCAGGAGCCCAGCCCUGCACUCCCAGCAGUGCAAGGAGCCACAGCAGUGAGUUUGGGUGAAUUAGGAUCACUCCAGCUGGAUGAGCAGCUGGGUGGCAUGAGGGAGCCACAUGGCAGCACGUUUCCCCGGGGUGAAGCAGCAGGAGAUUGUUUUACUGCUCAGGAGGCCGAGCAGGAGCGAGGAGUUUUGGAAGUAGGUCAGCUGCAGGCAGUAAUGCAGCAAGGUAGACAGAAGACAGAUGGUGGAGAGGGUCUGCUAAUGAAAAAGGAAACCUUAAUCCCAAAUUAUCCAGCAACAGGAGGCUCAGAUGGUGAAAAAUUUGGAGCGAUUGCGAAUGCUCAGGGCUUCACUGAGAUCUGUAAUCUACAGAUGGGGGCUGAAACAACAGCUAAAGGGAAUGAGGCAAAUCCAGCUCUAUCUGGAAGCAAAAGGGAGCAAUCAGAACCCUGUACUUUAAUGUCAGAGUUGCCUCCUAGCCCUCCAAAUCUCUUCCUGGUACCAAAGCCUGAAGAGCCUUCGAGGGAAUAUGUGCCUGGAAAUGGCUCUCAAGAUCCAGAGAGUGAAGCAGUGAAAACAGCCCCUGAAAAAAACAAACCCCUUUUUCAGAGAGAGCUUCAAAAGCAGGAUGAGCUUGUUAGUGCCGAGCGUUUCAGUGUGCCUUUAUCAUUUGGGAGAGAGGAAGAAGAAAAAUCAGCUGUCACAACUGUAAGCCCAAAAGAAGCCAAUAGCAAUGAAAUCAUAAAAGCUGAUGAUGUGUCUAGAGAAAGCAACACACUCUCUGAAACAGAAAGCAUUAUCAGUCCCACCAAAGAUAAUUCAGUGGUAGAUAAAAGAAUAUUACUGGAAGAAUAUGCAUUAAGUACUUCUUUGAGCAGAUCCACAGAGCUGCAUCAAAAAGAAACGGGGGCGGAUGUAACAGGAAGAAAAAAUGGAAUCAGAACAGAGGAUGCACAAGUGUCAGAAACCAGUGAAUUACCUGAGGGCUUGAGUGAGGCAGGAAGACAGCUAUUGAGCUCUGUUAGUACCCACCACCAGGACAUGGAAAAUACCCACUUGGAACAUGAUCCUGAAAAAUCCAGUCUUUGUGAAAACACUUCAACAGGUGACCUGGGGGAAGAAGGUGGGGGAAAACCUCUGAAUUUGGACAGUAACUUUAAAUCACCCAAAGGGAAUUCCCAGCCUCGUGGUUGUGAACCUGAACAACAAAUGAGCACAGAGAAAACGGCUGCCCCUGAUGGCCUGGAGAACCAGCUGGUGGCUUCACUGCAGCUGGCCAGGGAGGAAUGCCCAGGGAGUUUUGAUUUUUUUAACACUGAGGCAGAAGGCAAAAAUUGGGAGCAGUCAGGCUGUACCAGGACUGAAAAGGUUUGUUUAGAUGGUGCACACAGUUCACUGCUCCUCCACCCUGGGAACAAUCAUAUUAAGCAAAGUAAGCAGGAUGAGUCCUGGGAAAAGGCUUUUGCUAGAGAAGCUGUGCUGGAAUCUGAACCCAAAGCUGAGAGUCAAGAAAAGCCUGAGAGCUCCAGCAAGUCAGGAGAAAGUACAAAAAUGCCAGAAUUAAAACUCGAUCUCCGGGCCUCAAAUGAAUUGUCAGGGACCAUGGGAGAAACCAAGGAGGCCUCCCAGGCUCUGGAAACCACAGAACAGAACAGUCACAUCACCAGGGCACCUCACAGAGGAGCAGAGCAGGAACCUGCAGCUGCACACAGCAGUGCUGGGGAUGGAAAUCAAAAUGAGGGCGUUCAACAAGAGAAGCACCAAACUGCAGUGGAAAGUUCUGUGGAGGAUGAAGAUUUGGCUCAGAAAGGUAAAUGUAAAUCGGAGGUGCACGUGGCUGCAGAAAGUCACAGAAAUGCACAGAUGGAUCAUUCAGAACAGACACCUGCGGGCGUUUCAAACAACCCUGACACACAAUCUUGUGUGCCAGGUCCAGCACUGCCCCAGAGUGGCUCUGACAGGCCAAAGGAACAGGAGGAGGAUGACAGCAGCGCUGAGGAUGUGAGCAAACACUGGCACGGCGGUGUGACCACGCUUAAUUUGCGAGAUUGCAAGGAGCAAAACAAAACCCAUCUCGAGGCAGAAGAGAAGUGCUGCAGUAAGCAAAACUCAAGCAAGCCCGAGCAGGGUGAUAAUUCUUUGAUCUCAGCCAGGCAGCAUGAAGCAGCGUGUCAGAGAGACGCGUUUUGUAAAGAACUCAGAAAGAAUGAGCAGCCAGGCAGCGUGUGCAGGAGGGAGGAUAAUGCUGGUGGAAGCUGUGCUGCUGCUGGAAACACAGGGACACAGGAUUCAGCAAGUGCCACUAACAUAUCACAGGCUUGGCCAAGAGAUACAGAAAUAGCACAUACUUCUGAUCAUUCUGAGAAAAAUGAUCCUCAAAUAUCUCCGCCAGAAAUGCAAAGCAAAAUGCCAUUAAUGGCAAAAAACUCUGAAAAUAUUCUGACUGCUGAUGGGGGAGUCAUCCAGAAAAAUGGAAAUAUAGAGAUGAAUUGUGAGGACAGUGCUUCUGUCCCAGAAACAAGCAAUAUAAAGCCUGAUACAAGUCAAGGGGCACAAGGAUCUCCUUCACCAUUACAGGCACACGGGGAAGUCAUUCCCACUAAUGACUCAUAUAAAUCCAGCUCUAUUCAAAAUGCAACAGAGCAGCCUGGUUAUUGUCAAGCAGAUUUUACAAUUUCUGCACUCAGCCAUCCCAGCCAGCAACCUGGAAACAACAAGGACAAGGGUACUGGUGGGGGAUCGCUAAACAACGAGCUGGAAGUUGUAGCAUCCCAAAACACCUUAGAAGGUAACUCUAGUUUGCAGAGUCCCCCAGGUCCUCAGGUGUCAGCACCCUUAGGUCCCUCACCCAGGGUAAGCACAGAUAAAACAGCAAAUUCAGAAAACAGCUCUGCAGGGAAUAUGUGUGUGAGUGAAAAAGACUGCCCAGACCAAAGUUUUCAGGGUGAUGGAGACAGAAUGUUUGCCCUGUCAGAGACUUUGAAUGUAAAGCAGAGAACUGGAAACUUAUCACACUUCAGUUCUGAGAAGCUGAAGAAAGAGAUCUCUGCAAUUAAAUCCAAACAAACAAAAAGUGAGCUAAACUUCAAAGAACAGCAAAGUGACAGUUCAGCAGAGUCUCUGUUAGCACUCCCUACUACAGAAGGGAAGCUGCUGAGCCUUUCAUCAUCACGAGAAGGCUGUAAUGAGGAAAUUGCAACCAAUAUCUGCGUGGAUGACACGCAGAAAAAGAUCUUAGAGAAACCUGGGAAUUCAGAAAAAAUGGAAGAGCUUUCAAAAGAGAAUAAUAACAUAACCAGGGCAGACAUCAGCGUUUCCGAGCAGUCUGCAGAGAACUCUGGAAGGGAGCAUGAAGCUCUGACUUGCAGCUCUCUGGACAUUGGCUCCAGCAUCCCAGACUUCAGGGAGCACAUCAGCCAGAUUUUUAAAAAAACUGUCCACAGCACACUGAGUGCUGAAUUACCCCAACUUCUGACUGAAAACCAUGCAGGCUUCAAGCAGAGUCCAGUGGCCAAGGACACAGCAGAACUCUGUGGUGCUGAGAACUUUUCAGAACCAAACGAGGCGGGCGAAGGAGCUCCCGAGGGCACCUCAGCAGCAGAGGGGCAAGAGUUGUCUUUAGCUACUGAGAUUUCCUGCAAAGCUGCCGAGGGCAGAUCUCUGCAACAAGAAAACCCAGGGGCAGAGCUGCCACCUGCAAGUCUCCAGGACCCUGAGGAAAGCAGGCAGCCCUGUGGCUGUUUAGAAGUGGUCCCUGGCUUGGAUGGCGCUCCAUCUGCCGAACAAGCUCCGGAAAAUCUGCAAAAGCCAGGCAAACCCACUGAGAGCAGUGAGAUGGAAAGAGAGGAGGGCGUGUGUGCUGGUGGCGUUGAUCCUGAAUCACUAAUAAGCUUAGAGAUAAAGAAGCAAGGACCAGCUUCAUUUGAUGGGGCAGCAGCUGAGAACUUCCCUGCGUGUCCCGACAGCCAGCAGCAGCUCACCGGAGCUGCUCUCUCUGCAGGCGAUGUUCAGGGGAGGCACGUAGAAGAUGCUGCUGCCACAGAGGGAAAUAACUUAAUUACAGAGUGCAAUGCAGAACCAGUUCCCUCUGAAGAGGAUGUAAGUCUUCCUGCUGCACAGUGCCAGGAUCCCGAGCCAAAUGAACAGGAGAAAAGUGAGUACGGUGAUGCAGACGUUGCCAAGAGCAUCUCUGACACGGCAGCUUCAACGCUUGUCCCGGGAGGAUCUUACAACCACGGAGAAUUGCCAGGCAAUUUCAGUGUGUCACCUGAGGGAAAACAGGAGGCAAACAUUCACAGCAAUUCUGUGCAUGAUUUUAGGUCGCAGAGUGACAUGCAGCUGAUACAGGACGCAGCAGUAAAUGGGAAAUGCUUGGAAACACCGGGAGAGUCUCAAGAUGCACAGCAAGGAAAGAAAGUGGCCAUGGAUGGGUUAAUAAAUUACUUAAAAAGCGAAGUAAGCCAGGAUGAUUGCUUGCAAACUGACUGUAAACUAGAGUCUGGCAGUAUGACUGAGGGAGAUGUGAAAGAGAACAGUGACACAGUGUUAAGCACAGCAAGGACAGGUCAUGAAAAAAGUGGAGACAUCCCUGAAACUGGUACUGCAAGGAUGUUAGUCACUGCUGAGGGACACCUACCUAUAAACACGAGCACUGAGGAGCAGCAGGCAGACCUGGACAAAAAUCACUCUCCAGCCCUCCCUGUGAUGGAGCAGGGCAAGGAUUCUGCACGUGCAGGUCUUGUUGUUGCUGAAAAUCAGCCAAGCAAGAUGAAUUCGGAACACGAAAGCUCCCUCCAGGAUGCCAAAGGAAAGCUAUCACCUCCUGCAUUAACUGAGCCUAAGAACCUUGACCUCAGUGAACUUCAAGACAUGGCUGUGGCAGGAUUACCCUCUGAAAGCCCUCCUGGGCCAGGUGAUGAUAAUCAGUUGGCUUCUCCCCUGGAUCCCUGUGAGCAUCCCUCAGCCGAGUCUGCAGCCUUUGGCAAUGCUGUCCCGGUGGGAGCUGCUGAGCUGACUGCAGCCAGCACUUCCAAGCCUGAUAGCUGCAAGGGAGUUGAUAAUCACAUUUCUGAGGAUGCACCUUUGGCUGUGGCCCCUGGUGAUGGUGUAGAGCUGCCUGCUCAAGAAACCAAAGGUUUCACAAGGGAAAAAAAAAGGAGCUCUGACUCUGAAGAAGCAUUUGAGACCCCAGAGUCCACUACACCUGUCAAGGCACCACCUUCACCUCCACAGCCUCCCCCUGAAGCAGCAGCAGCAGCAGCAGCAGUUGUUGCAGACGUAGCAGAGCAAGAAAUAAAACCUCAGCUGCCCGUGGAAGAUACAGGACUGUGUUCAGAAGCUGAACCCGUAACCGAUGUGUCACACAGUGAGCCAGUUCAGGAGAGCCCCUUCCGUCCCCCUUGCCAUUCUUUCUCCACUGUCUUCGACGAGGACAAGCCCAUAGCCAGCAGUGGAACCUACAACUUGGACUUUGAUAACAUUGAGCUGGUCGAUUCUCUCCAUGCCUUAGGACCGAGCUCUGCAGAGCCCAAGAAUCGUGACCCCAAAGCAAAUGUCCGGAGAAAAUCCACGGAUUCGGUCCCAGUUUCCAAAUCCACGUUGUCUCGGUCUCUCAGCCUGCAGGCCAGUGAUUUUGAUGGAGCAUCUUACCUUGGCAACAGUGAGACAUUAGCACCAUCAGCAGAUGUGUACGGUACUGGUUCCAGCAGCGCUUCCAGUACCCUCAAGAGAACAAAAAAACCCAGACCAGCUUCCUUAAAAAAGAAGCAGUCGGCCAAAAAACCUCUGGAUGCUCCACUGGUGAAGGAAACCCCACAAGAACCGCCUGAGCUCGGCCAAGCAGCUUGUGAGGACAAAGCACCUGAGGUGAAGGCUGACUCAGCAAAGCCCGAAUGUACUGAACCUUCCAAAAUCUCUGCUGAGAAAGAGGAGGCCCCGCCUGUGCCUGAAGGAUCCGAGCCUUCGGAUCCGGACAGUUUCGAAGGGAUUAGUGCAUUUAGCUCCGGAGGCAGCAAAGUGCAGAACUCUCCCCCUGCCAGCAGGAAAACGCUACCUCUCACCACGGCCCCCGAGGCUCUGGAGGUGACUCCGCCGGACACCGGGGGACAGGAGGACCCUCCCGUCAAAGCGGUGAGGCUGGAGUUUGAUUAUUCUGAGGAGAAAGGGGGGAGUGAAGACCAGCAGGAGAGCGCUCCUCCUCCCAAAAAAGCAGGGAAAAAGCCUGGUGCUAAAAUGCCGCUACGGAGGCCAAAGACUAAAAAAGCGGUGGAGAAGCUUGACAAUGCUCCAACCACCCCGACCAAGUCGCCCACUGAUCCAAACGAAAUCCCCAUCACGAAAGGCUCUUACACUUUUGAUAUCGACAAGUGGGACGAUCCCAAUUUUAACCCCUUCUCAUCCAGUACAAAAAUGCAGGAAUCGCCCAAACUGCCUCAACAAACGUACAGCUUCGAGCCGGACAUGUGUGAGGACUCCAUUGACCCUUUCAAGUCUUCUUCUAAGCUAGCCAGCUCGCCUUCCAAAUCUCCAGCUUCCUUUGAGAUACCAGCCAGUGCCAACGAAACGAACGGAACGGAAGGAGACAGCCUGAACAAACCUGCCAAGAAGAAGAAGACACCACUAAAAACGAUGGUAGAAGAUGUGAUGUCUGUAUGUUCUCUGUUUGAUACAUUUAGGGUGAAAAAAUCACCAAAAAGAUCCCCACUAUCAGAUCCUCCUUCUCAGGAUCCUACUCCACUGCCAACUCCAGAAACGCCUCCUGUCAUCUCCACGGUGGUGCACGCCACGGAUGAGGAGAAGCUGGCGUCCUCCGUGACGGGUCAGAAGUGGACCUGCAUGACUGUGGACCUGAACACGGACAAGCAGGACUACCCACAGCCCUCUGACCUGUCCACCUUCGUCAACGAGACCAAGUUCAGCUCUCCCACAGAGGAAUUGGAAUAUGGCAACUCAUACGAAAUAGAAUAUAUGGAGAAAAUAGGCUCCUCUGUGCCUCAGGAUGACAGCACCCCGAAGAAGCAGUCCUUGUACCUAAUGUUUGAUGCACAGCAGGAGAGCCCAGUGAAAUCACCUCCCAUCAGGCUGUCUGACUCCACCACCCCCUGCUCAGGAUCAAGUUUUGAAGACCCUGAAGCCCAGCAGUCCUCUGGCAUGAAAAUACCACACCCAGCUUCCCGAGUGCUCGCUACCAGCCAAGAGGCACAUUUACAGUCCCCUGACAAGGCCAAGCAGAAGGACCUGGAGCCCAUGACUCUAGGAACAACUCCAGAGGCUAUUGAAAUCACAUCUCCUGAAGACUCCUUUGUCUCUGCUGAUGCUCUUCUCAAUAGGAUAUCUAAGAAAGCCUCAAUAUGUGAUCAGCCUGAAUAUCUAGAUCCUGACCUAGCAGAAAAGAACCCCCCAGUAUUUGCUCAGAAACUUCAGGAGGAGCUAGAGUUUGCUGCCAUGAGGAUAGAAGCUCUGAAGUUAGCCAGGCAGAUUGCCCUCUCCUCCCUGCGCUCCAAGAGAGAACCUGCUAUCCCAGCAGAUGUUUCCAUCUCCAAAAGUGCUCUGUACUCCCGCAUCGGUACCUCGGAUGCAGAAAGCACCACGGCUCUGCUCUACCCCCAGCAGGACCUGGACUCUGCACUACGCCUGGCCAGAGCAGAGAUUGUGGCCAAGGAAAGGGAAGUAUCUGAGUGGAAAGAGAAAUAUGAAGAAAGCAGAAGGGAAGUGAUGGAAAUGAGAAAAAUAGUUUCGGAAUAUGAGAAGACGAUUGCUCAGAUGAUAGGCAAGCCUGAGGAUGAACAGAGAGAGAAAUCUGUCUCCCACCACACUGUUCAGCAGCUCAUAGUGGAGAAGGAGCAAGCUCUGGCCGAUCUGAACUCAGUGGAGAAAUCCCUGGCAGAUCUUUUCAGGAGAUACGAGAAGAUGAAAGAAGUCCUGGAGGGAUUUCGGAAGAAUGAAGAAGUGUUGAAGAAAUGCGCGCAGGAAUAUUUGUCACGAGUGAAGAAGGAGGAGCAGAGGUAUCAGGCACUCAAAAUUCAUGCUGAGGAAAAACUGGACAGAGCCAAUGCUGAAAUUGCACAAGUGAGAGGCAAGGCCCAGCAGGAGCAGGCAGCGUACCAGGCCAGCCUUCGGAAGGAGCAGCUCAAAGUGGAUGCCUUGGAGAGAACACUGGAACAAAAGAAUAAAGAGAUAGAAGAAUUAACAAAGAUUUGUGAUGAACUGAUUGCCAAAAUGGGGAAAAGCUAACUUUUAACCAAAUUUCUGGACUUCGAUAUUGAGUGCAAUAUGACCAUUGGCACACUGAUGUCCAUACAUUUAUGUGGACAGGUUAUAUUUUCACUUUUUCGUAUGCACUACUGUAUUUUCUUUCUAAAUAAAGUUGAUUUAAUUGUAUGCAGUACUAAGAUGACUAUCAGAAUUUCUUGCUAUUGUUUGCAUUUUCAUAGUAUAAUUCAUAGCAAGUUGAUCUCAAAGUUCCUGUAUCAGGGAGAUUGUCAAGUUCUCUAAGAAAUUACAAAUUGCUGAUCCUAGCCUUCCCUUUGUACAUGAGUUCCCAUGUUGGAUGUCUUUUGGAUUUAAUAUAAACAUGUAUUACUUGCAUGGGGACUCUUGCCUUAAGGAAUGUAAACUUUAUCUGCAUUUGCUGAUUUGUAAAAUAAAAUCUGAAAAAAAAAAAAAAAAGAAAAUGCAUGUCACAAAUGAAAUUCUCUAUUGUAAAUAAAUUUUUUCGUUGGAAGUUGAA
Messenger RNA from Taeniopygia guttata (zebra finch), 9422 nucleotides. NCBI's taxonomy places the organism in Eukaryota, Metazoa, Chordata, Aves, Passeriformes, Estrildidae. The record is from RefSeq and is a predicted model, not a curated record.